Clarias gariepinus (North African catfish) is the source of this 4201-nucleotide messenger RNA. RefSeq names its product kirre like nephrin family adhesion molecule 3, like (gene kirrel2). Gene Ontology annotation, molecular function: cell adhesion molecule binding. Gene Ontology annotation, cellular component: cell-cell junction. The record is from RefSeq and is a predicted model, not a curated record. The transcript is spliced from 15 exons. Gene Ontology annotation, biological process: cell-cell adhesion. NCBI's taxonomy places the organism in Eukaryota, Metazoa, Chordata, Actinopteri, Siluriformes, Clariidae. Bases 417 to 2714 code for a protein of 765 amino acids.
AAGAGAGCGGAGCUUCAUUCAGCAUCGGCACAGCCAAGAGACACACACGCACACACACACACACACACUCCUGAAUGGACAAUCCAGCGCAUAGAUGAACCGAGCUGACUCGGAAUAAAAGAAAGAAAUUUAAAAGAAACGGAGAUUUUAGGAGAUUUCGUGCGAAAUUCAGACAAAGCGUCCGGGCAGAAAGUUGGACAGGAGACGGACAACACUGAUCCGAACCCGGGAUUCUGGGGGACAUCUCUCGGACCAUCGCAGAGACACUGAGGACGGUGUAAACGGCUGUUGGUUUUGAGUGAACUCUUUGGUGUUUGGUCCCCCUUUGGAGAGGUGGUGCAGGAAGAUUUUAGCCAUCGGCACCGGUGCGUCGAGAGCGCGCAGCUUUGAAACCAGCGCACGAAGACUGAAGCAAGAUGCUGCAGUUCUGCAUCGCUCUUAUCCUUUUAGGAGCCGCUACUGAAGGAGCCUACUUUUCCCAGCAGCCCAAAGACCAAGUAGUGGUGGCUGGGCAAUCGGUGACGCUUCCAUGUGUCAUCGUGGGGUAUCGAGGCAUGGUGCAGUGGACCAAAGAUGGCCUAGCGCUUGGUGGAGAACGUGAUUUACCUGGUUGGGCACGUUACUCCCUUAUGGGAGAUCCGCUAUCAGGGGAGCACAGCUUGGUGAUCGAAUCAGCGGAGCUGGCCGACGAUGCCGUGUACGAAUGCCAGGCCACGCAAGCAGCACUGCGCUCACACCGAGCCAAACUCACCGUCCUGGUGCCACCUUCGGACCCUGUCGUGGAGGGAGGGCCCGUGGUGCGGCUGAAAGCUCACUCUCCCCAUAACCUGACCUGCCGGGCAUCUGGAGCCAAGCCUGCAGCUGAGAUCACCUGGUACAGAGAUGGAGAGGUCAUGCACACUGCUAUUUACUCGAAGACAUUGAUGGAGGAUGGGAAGAGGGAGACAGCGGUCAGCCUAUUACCUCUAGUACCCGAUGACCGUGACUCAGGACGGACCUACACCUGCAGGGUCCUAAACCCUGCAGCCCCAGCCGGACGCCAGACCUCCAUCACCAUCAACGUUCAACAUCCUCCGUCUGUCACUCUGUCCGUUCAGCCUCAGACUGUAAUGGAGGGAGCCAAGGUGUUGUUCAUCUGCUCAGCUUCUGCCAGCCCGGAGAUCACAGGCUACAGGUGGUCCAAAGGUGGCGUCCCCAUCCCUGACGCCAAAGGGGACAAUCUGGAGGUGACGGUGGACUACUCGUAUUUCACAGACCCCGUGUCCUGCGAGGUGUCCAACUCUGUGGGAAGCACCAAUGUCAGCACGCUGGUGGACGUGCAGUUUGGUCCCAGGUUGCUAUCAGAGCCCAAACCACAGACGGUGGACACGGGCAUGGACGCGGCAUUUACUUGCGCCUGGACUGGCAACCCUCCGCUCACCCUGGCAUGGACCAAACUGGGAUCCAGCGUGGUCCUCAGCAACAGCAACACGCUGCACCUAAAAGCAGUGACUCAGGAAGAUGCCGGGACGUACACCUGUAAAGCCAUCGUACCAAGGAUCGGUGUGGCAGAAAGAGACGUCACGCUUACUGUAAACGGUCCACCCAUCAUCACGGCUGAGGCUACGCAGCAGGCUGUCAAACACGCCAAAGGAAAGCUGGAGUGUCUGGUGGGCAGCAGCCCUCCUCCUGACAAAAUAGUGUGGACAUUCGGGGACAUGAGCUUGUCGUCCGGUUCGUCGGGCCGUUUCUCCGUUCAGACGGUGAACAGCGACCGCGGCGUCCUGUCCUCCCUCGUCCUGUCCGAGACGCUGGCUCAAGAUUUCCAGCUGAGAUACAACUGCACGGCGUGGAACCGCUUCGGAACCGGCACGAUGCUCGUCAUGCUCAAAGAACAAGAAGCACUGCCGUUGCUCAUCAUCAUCGGGUCGUCAGUUGGAGGCGGCUGCGUUUUCAUCGUCUGUGUCAUCACCCUGGCGUCCAUCUGCUGCCGCCACGCCGCUAAAGGUAAAAAGGGGACACGCCUAUCCAAAAGUGACAUCCGUGUGCAGAUCGUACACAGCGACCACAACGCAGCUCGUGGCAACGAUGACGAGGAGGACGUGAAGGAGCCGAUGGCUCCCAACAGCAGUGAGUCUCCCGGGACGUCACGCACCGAGCACAGCGAUCUGCUGGAGGAGGAAGAUGAUGAAAGAUCAGAUAUUAAGGACCCCACGAACGGCUACUACAACGUCCGAGGUCAUGAUGACCGCCAUGUUGCCCGGACUGGCUUUUCCGAGUUUGUCCCAACCUCGCGUCCCGUCUACACACCUUGUCAGCUUCCAUCUCCAGGUCCCCUGUACAGCCAAACCACCACUCAGGCACGUGUUUACGACUUCUCCAACCGCUACGCCACCACACCGGCCAACCGCACCACCUACGAGCAACAACCACAGCAACAACAGCAGCAGCAGCAGCAGCAGCAGCAGCAACAACAACAGCAGCAACAACAACAACCGCAGCCACAACAGCAAACAACUCCCACAAUGUACCCACAGGACCCGCUGUACCUGCCCAAUACCUACGGCCGCGCCUUCACCAGCUACGUCAAACCCGCCUCCUAUGACAAAGUGGAUACUUUUGAGCAAUCAGAUCAGGCCAGUAAGGUGUCCGGGUCGUCCCGCUUCUCCUACGCGUCCUCGCAGCAGUCCGACUACGGACGGCCAUCCCAGCAGCGCAUGCAGACUCACGUGUGAGUGCCGGACUUGUAAAGUGUAAUCAACAAGGGACAACAAAGCGUGCAUUUGGAGACAGAUUCGGAAGGGCCUUCUUGAGCUCUCGGGAGAAAAGCUCAAGUCACCUUUGGAUCCUCUAAGCUAAUUUAAUUAUGUUUAGCUUUGUCUAAUAGCUGAACUUCUGGUGAAUGAAUGCCAUCCUUUUGUAAUCCCACUUAUUAUGGAGAUUGGCACACGAGGACGCUUCGGCAUCUCCGAGCGGUCUGUGAUAGCAGUCAGAGACGGAUCAAAUGGACUAACUUUUGUAAAUGAGAUGCUAAUUAUCUUACGCUGGACCACAAUCAGAAAAAAAAAAAAAAAAAAAAAAAAGUCUUGUGCUGGCAUGCUGAAGGAAUCGUAAGCACAUUUUGUGUGUCGUUGACAUGAGGACUGAACUACAACAGGAAAUCACAGAUAAAUUGAGACAAACUGGUGGAAAUUAGGGCUCUUUUAUGAAAGCUUCAUCUGCUGUUAGGGUAUUUCUGAAGACUUUUCGAAAAUAAAAGGAUGUAAUGAAGAGAGAGAUGCGCUUUAGUCGAAUUUGUCUCUGAUUAGCAGAACAAAGAGGGAGACGAAAGCCCUAAUGAAGAUGCAGCCCAGACACAAGAGGCGUAUUUUGCAUCCCAAAAUGGCAUGUUAUUGGUUUUGGGGUGCAAAUGAAAGGUGCCUUGCUUGUAUUAAGAAGCUGGUGGCAAUCUGAAACUGCGAAAUUUAAACGCAGUAAUAGUUUAGCGACUGUGAUUUUUACUUAUAAAAAAAAAAAAAAAGGAAAUACAAAAAAGUGGGCCGAGUCGUUCUGUCUGAAGUGACACAAUCAAACAUUUCUGCCAUGUUUACACACAAUAAAAAAGGUUGGACACAAUGCUCCUGAUAAACGAGUGUACAAAUCCCGGGGGUAUAAAGCCCUCUCCUCUUGUCUGUUGCAUGCAGAUGACGUGUCUAUGUGAACGUAUCGAACGUUUCUUUCCAUGUCCAUUGCUUUACUGCACCUAACGCCAUUGGAUCGUGGUAAUCCCGGUAACCGGGUCCCCCUGUACUGCCAUUUUUUUCCCCUUUCUUUCUUCGGGCCUAAGUGAUUUCAAUUUUGGGGAGGGGUGGGGGGUUAAAUUCACAAUUCAAGUGAACUGUGCUGAAAAACACAUUGCUUGUCUUUAUUUUUAUACUUUGUAUAAGCCUUAAUGUACAGUGUGUACGCUGCUCAACUGUAAAAUACAUUUAUAUUAUGAAUGCGUAUAAAUAUAUAUAUCUAAUUUGAUUUUUAUUGGUUUUAUUUUAACACGAUUUUAGUUCCGUUUCCCCCCCCCGCGUGAGCUUGAGUUUCUCAUCAUUCUUGGGGUUGUGUUUCCUUUUUGACACCUUUUUUUUUGUUGCUUUUUUAAGAUUAUGCAUUGAAAUUUUACUUGCUAAAAUGAGCUAUUGUUGCUUGUAACUUUGUACACAUAUUUAUAUUUAAAUAAAACCAUUUCAAA